Brenthis ino (lesser marbled fritillary) is the source of this 567-nucleotide messenger RNA. Lineage: Eukaryota; Metazoa; Arthropoda; Insecta; Lepidoptera; Nymphalidae. The record is from the annotation of a GenBank genome assembly.
AUGAUUUUUUUAAGUGAACUGAAAAAGCAAAAAGAACGAUUGAAGGAAACCGAGACAGUAGUCACACGUGCAGAUGGCGUUAGAUUCGUCGAAGGUUCAGGAAUAUUAGUAGAUAAAAGUUUUGGCUUCGUAGUAGAUACUAAACCAGAUGAUAUACCGAUUUUAAUUGUAAAUCACUUGUAUAUAGGUUCUCAAGAUUGCGCCACAACAAAUAUAUUAGAGAAAUACGACAUAAAACGUGUUUUGAGCUUAGGUAUUGAUGUAGAUAUUUGUAAUGUGGAGCAUAAAUAUCUUCCUCUUCUAGAUUUGCCGGAAAUCGACAUAAAAUUAGCUUUAUUCGAAUGUCUACCAUUUGUAAGAAGUGGUGUGGAAAACAAGCAGAAUGUAUUAGUACAUUGUAACGCGGGAGUGUCUCGCACUUCGAUGGUGGCAAUCGCAUACUUAAUGCAAUAUGAGGGCAUGUGUUUCGAAGAAGCGUACAAUCUAGUUAAAACCAAAAGGCCGGCCAUUCAACCGAAUGCUGGAUUUAAAAAGCAAUUACAGUGUAUGAAACCUCAUGCUAUUAUU